CCCUUUGGGCGCCCGUGACCCUCGCUUCUGGAGUCUCUGCUGGCUCGUGGCUCUCCCGCCCGGACCCGCACCCACGAUGCUGGCUCUCCGCUGCGGCCCCCGUCUGCUCAGCCCCCUCUCCGGCCCGCGCUCCGCGCACCUGCGUCUACCCGCGGCCCGCGCUUGCAGCAGCGGCUCCCGAGACCCGUCCUCUUCCUCCCGGAACCCGCUCGUGUACCUGGACGUGGGCGCCGACGGGCAGCCGCUCGGCCGCGUGGUGCUGGAGCUGAAGGCAGAUGUCGUCCCAAAGACAGCAGAGAACUUCAGAGCCCUGUGCACCGGGGAGAAGGGCUUCGGCUACAAAGGCUCCACCUUUCACAGAGUGAUUCCGUCCUUCAUGUGCCAGGCCGGGGACUUCACCAACCACAACGGCACGGGCGGGAGGUCCAUCUACGGGAGCCGCUUUCCUGACGAGAACUUCACACUGAGACACAAGGGGCCAGGUGUCCUGUCCAUGGCAAAUGCAGGCCCCAACACUAACGGCUCCCAGUUCUUCAUUUGCACCGUAAAGACAGACUGGCUGGAUGGCAAACAUGUUGUGUUUGGCCAUGUCAAAGAGGGCAUGGAUGUCGUGAAGAAAAUAGAAUCUCUCGGCUCCAAGAGUGGGAAGACAUCCAAGAAGAUUGUCAUCACGGACUGUGGCCAGGUGAGCUAA
Messenger RNA from Lipotes vexillifer (Yangtze River dolphin), 694 nucleotides. It is a transcript of the gene PPIF, whose product is annotated as peptidylprolyl isomerase F. Gene Ontology annotation, cellular component: cytoplasm. The transcript is spliced from 6 exons. The record is from RefSeq and is a predicted model, not a curated record. The coding region runs from base 77 to 694 and encodes 205 amino acids. NCBI's taxonomy places the organism in Eukaryota, Metazoa, Chordata, Mammalia, Artiodactyla, Lipotidae. Gene Ontology annotation, biological process: protein folding; protein peptidyl-prolyl isomerization. Gene Ontology annotation, molecular function: cyclosporin A binding; peptidyl-prolyl cis-trans isomerase activity.